Molecule: messenger RNA, 1682 nt
Organism: Solanum lycopersicum (tomato)
Lineage: Eukaryota; Viridiplantae; Streptophyta; Magnoliopsida; Solanales; Solanaceae
Gene: GDI1
Product: Rab-GDP dissociation inhibitor
Biological process (GO): small GTPase-mediated signal transduction; protein transport; vesicle-mediated transport
Cellular component (GO): cytoplasm
Molecular function (GO): Rab GDP-dissociation inhibitor activity
Source: RefSeq, marked validated
AAAAUAUACACACGAAUUAUCAAUUAUGGAUGAAGAAUAUGAUGUCAUUGUUCUCGGAACCGGACUCAAAGAAUGCAUUCUCAGCGGCCUUCUCUCCGUCGACGGCCUCAAAGUACUACACAUGGAUAAAAAUGACUAUUAUGGAGGAGAGUCAAGCUCACUUAAUUUAAUUCAGCUUUGGAAACGGUUUAGGGGAAAUGACCAGCCACCAGAAGAGUUGGGUACGAGCAAGGAAUACAACGUUGACAUGAUUCCAAAGUUUGCAAUGGCAAAUGGAACUCUGGUUCGUGUGCUUAUCCACACUGAUGUUACCAAGUACUUGAACUUCAAGGCUGUAGAUGGUAGUUUUGUGUACAAUAAAGGGAAGAUCUACAAAGUUCCAGCAACUGAUGUUGAAGCUCUGAAAUCCCCAUUGAUGGGGCUCUUUGAAAAGCGUCGAGCUCGGAAGUUUUUUCUUUAUGUGCAAGAUUUUGAAGAGACUGAUCCGAAAACUCAUGAAGGGAUGGAUUUGAACAAAAUCACUGCAAAAGAAUUCAUUGCGAAAUAUGAACUCGAAGAUGAUACCAUUGACUUUAUUGGACAUGCCUUGGCACUCUGUACAGAUGAUAACUAUUUGGCCCAACCAGCUAUGGAUUUCAUAAAGAGAGUAAAGCUUUAUGCAGAGUCUUUAGCACGCUUUCAAGCAGGAUCCCCCUAUAUUUAUCCAUUGUACGGACUGGGUGAAUUACCACAGGCAUUUGCACGCCUGAGUGCAGUUUAUGGUGGAACUUACAUGCUUAACAAGCCACAGUGUAAGGUAGAGUUUGAUGACGGUGGGAAAGUUGUUGGUGUGACUUCUGAAGGAGAAACUGCCAAAUGCAAGAAAGUUGUUUGUGAUCCCUCAUAUUUACCUGAUAAGGUCCAGAAGGUUGGAAAAGUUGCCCGUGCAAUUUGUAUAAUGAGCCAUCCCAUCCCAAACACCAAUGAUUCUCAUUCAGCCCAGGUCAUUCUACCGCAGAAGCAACUCGGUCGCAAAUCAGACAUGUACCUGUUCUGUUGUUCCUACUCCCACAAUGUCGCUCCAAAAGGCAAAUAUAUUGCUUUUGUCUCAACAGAAGCUGAAACCGAUGACCCUGAGAGCGAACUGAAGCCUGGCGUAGACAUACUUGGGGCGGUCGAUGAGAUAUUUUAUGAAACUUAUGACAGAUUCAUACCUUCACAUGACUCUGCUGCUGAUAAUUGUUUCAUAUCUAAAAGCUAUGAUUCAACAACACACUUUGAGUCCACAGUGAUGGAUGUGCUAGACAUGUACAGCAAGAUAACGGGAAAGGUCAUUGAUUUAUCAGUGGACCUGAGUGCUGCAAGUGCUACUGCUGAAGAAUAAGCUUAUUGUAUCCACUUCAUAUGUAUGCUGCAAAAUAAGUCAGUAGAAGCCAAUUUUGUAUUGAAGAAUAUUUUCAGUUAUCAACUCCCUAGCUAGUUGGUUCCUAAAAUGGACCUUAUUGGAGGCAAGAACUUGCUUUAUGUGUAUUUUUCAUGUCCCUUAUAGUUCUCUAAUGAUUUAACUUUUGGAAAGGUUUAGGAAUAGUUUCUAUGAAUCCUUUCCAUUACUAUGUACUGAUUUCAUAUUCCAUCUUGUAAGGAUUUCAUAAUUUGUAUUUUGUCAAAAGGAUGAUGAUGAAACUAGCUAAAAUUCAAUUUCA